GCUAAGAAUAGCCAUUUCUCUGUUCAGCACACGACGAUGAUGUUUCCACCAAUUGCUUUCUUUCAGGAUUGCUGGAGUUGUAAGUUCAAGCACGAUAUCUGACUAGUCGUUCAACACGAUCUUGUAGCUAAUUUUAUAAGCGUGAUACGUUGCACAGUGCAGUUAUACUAUAGAACUAUAGAAUCCGUACUAUAUACCUCUGUGGUGCUUGUUUUGCAUCUGUAAGCAUUGUCAAGUAGCCACCUUGCAUUUUCGGCCGCGUGGGAGUACACGGACGCUGCGUAUAAAUACUCGCAAUAGUGAUCUUCAGCCCAGCGGCAACCAGCAAUGUCUCUCACUGACCGAGAGGCAAAUCCUCAGAAUGAACCACCGUCGAGAGCCGACUCCAUGACUUUGGCUAUAGCAGAGCCUGUUCAGCGGAUGACAAACCACGAUCCUCCUGAAGACGAAAUUCACGAAAAGAUCAGCACGAAGGACUUCGGUAUUAUACCCAUCCCAAAACGAUUGCAGCAUGACCCCAAAAAUCCUCACCAAUGGACGCUACUUCUCAAUAUCGUAUUUGGACUUUCCAGUACUUUCAUUGUGUCAAACUUGUACUACUGCCAACCACUUCUAAUACAACUUGCGGAGUCCUUCGAAGUCUCGCACGAUGAGGUGUCUCGUAUUCCGACCCUCGUACAAACAGGGUACGCUGUCGGCCUCCUGUUCAUUUCUCCCUUGGGUGACUUGGUUCCACGUCGUUCACUAAUUCUACUUCUCACUGCUGGGGCUGCGUCACUCUCCAUUGGUCUACCGUUAACACAGUCGGUCACUACCUUUGAAGUACUCGAAUUCCUCGUUGGAAUAUUUACCGUCGUACCACAAAUUCUCAUGCCUCUUGCGGCAGACUUAGCGCCUCCUCACAGGCGUGCAUCGGCCCUCUCGAUCGUUUUGGCCGGAUUGCUUCUGGGCAUUCUUAUCGCCAGAGUAUUGGCUGGCAUCGUAGCCCAAUUUGUCAGUUGGCGGGUCGUAUAUUGGAUAGCAGUUGGCGUGCAAUGGCUAGUCUUGAUCAUGAUGUGGGCUACGAUACCAGAUUACCCCAGGCGAAACAAGGAUUUGACAUACCCUCAAGUCUUCGUUACAAUGGGGAAGUUUCUGAUAACGGAGCCAGUAUUAGUUCAAGCGGUGCUCAUCAAUAUAGCUAGUAUGGGGACAUUCACCAAUUUCUGGGUCACUCUUACGUUCCUCCUUGGCGGGCCGCCAUACAACUUCUCUACUCUCGGGAUCGGACUUUUUGGUCUCAUUGGAAUCGCGGGAGUUUGCUGCGCUCCAUUUACUGGUCGUCUGGUAGACACGCUACAUCCAUACUUUUCGGUUCUCAUCUCUACAAUCCUUCUCCUCAUCGUUUGGGCGAUCGAGACAGGCGCAGGAGGCAUCACUGUCGCUGCCGUGGUCAUCACCUGCUUCGGAAUUGACGUCUUUCGGCAAAUGCAGCAAGUUAGCUUGACUAAUUGGGUGUUCGGACUGGAGACUGAUGCGAGGGCGCGACUGAAUGCAAUAUUGCUGAUUUCGCUCUUCAUUGGUCAGGUAAUGGGCACUUCCGUCGGUUCUCUCGUAUUCGUCAACCACGGGUGGAGACCAGCAGCGGGUCUGGGCCUCGGUUGGGAAGGAUUUUGCUUACUCGUGCUUCUGGCUAGAGGUCCUAAUGCUGGACGCUACACAUGGAUUGGAUGGGAAGGUGGUUGGCGUAGGCUGCGGAGGCCGUCUAACACAACAGGGCCCGAAGACCUCGAACAGGCCAGCAACGGCAUCGGUAAGGAGAACCCUGUAGAAGUCGAUGAAAAGAAAGAGACAGUCGUUGAUUCACAUCAGGUCGAUUCGAAGGGCCCAGAAAAGCAGGAAUAUUCACGAGGAUAAUUAAUCCAAACCACCCCAUUGUUAGCCGUGGUCGACUCGGAGGUUGGCGAGCGAGAAAGUCUGAGCCACUAGAGUUGCGUAGGACAGUCACGUCGCGAACGUUGACAUUUCUUUAAUCAUGAUAUUUACGAUGUAUACCGAUAGAUGCAGACUAAGGAAAUCACUCUGGAGCCUUUAAGAAAUAAGUACGCCAACCUUUGUCCGGGCGAGCCGUACUGU
Somion occarium is the source of this 2115-nucleotide messenger RNA. The record is from the annotation of a GenBank genome assembly. NCBI's taxonomy places the organism in Eukaryota, Fungi, Basidiomycota, Agaricomycetes, Polyporales, Cerrenaceae.